GUCACAAUAAAAAGGAGAGGGUGGAUACGUUCACCUCAUCAUUCACUCACAGAGCUUCAAGCCUGCAUUACAUCACAUAGAGAAUGAGGGUUUUGCUUACUGUCGCUGCUUUUGUGGCUGUGGCCGGUGCAGCCAGAAUGUCUUUGGAGGAUCUGGAGUUCCACGGUUGGAAACAGAAGUUUGGUAAAAGUUAUGAUUCAGUGGAAGAAGAGUCUCGCCGUAAGAUGAUCUGGCUGGACAAUCGUAAACUGGUUCUGGAGCACAACAUGCUGGCUGACCAGGGCAUCAAAAGCUACAGACUCGGCAUGAACCACUUUGCAGAUAUGGAUAAUGAGGAGUACCAACAAAUGUUCAAGGGCUGCCUGGGAUCCUUCAAUGAGUCCGAGAUCGAGAGUGCAACUACAUUUCUCCAACCGGUAGAGGGUGCUGCUCUGCCUAGUGCUGUGGACUGGAGGACUGCAGGCUAUGUGACUGAGGUUAAGGACCAAAGUCAUUGUGGCUCCUGCUGGGCUUUCAGUGCGACGGGGGCGCUUGAGGGUCAGAUGUUCAAGAAGACAAACAAGCUGGUAAGCUUGAGUGAGCAACAGCUGGUGGACUGUUCUGGGAGUUCUGGAAACCAUGGCUGUAAUGGUGGCCGUGUAUCAAAGGCCUUUGAUUACAUCAAGAAAAGUGGAGGCCUGGAGGCAGCGAACACCUAUCCAUACCAGGCCAUGGAAGGGCCAUGCAGGUUUAAUAACCAGAAAAUUUGGGCUAAGUGUUCCGACUAUAACAAGGUGCAGCACACAGAAGACGCUCUGCAGUACGCUGUGGCCACAGUUGGGCCUAUUUCUGUAUCUGUGGAUGUUUCCAAAGACAGCUUCCAGCUCUAUGUGUCAGGUGUGUAUGAUGAGCCAAACUGCAGCAGCACUAAGCUGGGUCACGCCAUGCUGGCUGUUGGUUACGGCACUGAUAAGCAGGGAAGGGACUACUGGCUGGUCAAGAACAGCUGGGGUGUUAAAUGGGGUGAAAAAGGCUACAUCAAGAUGUCCAGGAACAAGGGUAACCAGUGUGGUAUCGCCACAAGGCCCUCCUUCCCUGUGGUUUAAAGACUGGAGAGAGCCAGAACCUGAAAACCCCACAGAGGAGGAUCCACUUUGCUCAGAAUGCAUUUACUGAUUAAGCAAACAAAAACGUCUUUCUUCCGUCUUUCCCUUUUCUCUGUUUAAAAGUGGCUUUAAACCACGAUGCUUUCUUAAAAAUACUAAUUAAUCUCUGUGAAACCCAGCUCUUUCUGACUGCUGAAAAUAUAAUAAACACUUGGCAUUCACAAAAUA
Molecule: messenger RNA, 1313 nt
Organism: Pygocentrus nattereri (red-bellied piranha)
Lineage: Eukaryota; Metazoa; Chordata; Actinopteri; Characiformes; Serrasalmidae
Product: procathepsin L-like
Exons: 9
Coding region: 84-1085 (333 amino acids)
Biological process (GO): immune response
Cellular component (GO): lysosome
Molecular function (GO): cysteine-type endopeptidase activity
Source: RefSeq, a predicted model, not a curated record